Messenger RNA from Sodiomyces alkalinus F11, 750 nucleotides. RefSeq lists its product as hypothetical. The coding region runs from base 160 to 750 and encodes 196 amino acids. The transcript is spliced from 5 exons. The record is from RefSeq and is a predicted model, not a curated record. Lineage: Eukaryota; Fungi; Ascomycota; Sordariomycetes; Glomerellales; Plectosphaerellaceae.
AGAAAAAGAAAGACUGAAGGCAGUAAAAAAAAAAUCUAUGCUUCCCCAGAGAGCAUUGGCAAGGGAAAAAGAGGUCAAGGACGAUGCGUUGAUGGUCGAAAGAAGCUCCAAGGAGAGGUCGAGAGGUCGAUUCUUCGGAGCCUAGAAAUCUGGCCAACAAUGAUGAAUGCCCGGAACGGGUCUCGUCAAUUUCUGGAAAAAGGAUGGAGACCCCCCUGGCACGUUAGGACGACCGAUGCAAAUGCCUGGGGUGGGUGGAGGCGAGUUGAGGAGGACACAACGCAGCGGGCGGUGGUGGCGGCUUCGUGGAUGUCUCGUUUUGCCUCCCUGGGAGACGGCAAGCUUGGUUUCGACAAUGACAGAUGCGAGUUCUUCCAGGAGUCGAGUAGUUUUUGGUUCCUCUCCUGCUACAAGCUGGAUCUAACCUCGCAAAUUAUGGGUGUUGGCAACAGCAACACCUACUUCAAUUUGAGUAGCAAGAAAAAGGCCGCUCUUUGGCCCCUAGGUGGUAUAUCAUCUGUGAUUACCUACUGUUCGGAUGAUGUGGUUGGUGUAUCCUCACGAGCCCAUGGUUUUGGGCGUCGUAUCGGUUUUCGUUGGCUUGCCAUGCCUCGCACACUCUCACUGGACUGGAGUAAGAACAGCACAGCCCCCACCAAAUCCUCUAAAUCAAUUCGCGACUGGAGGGUCCGCCAUCCCGUCCGGGUCCACUCAAAUUUUCAAUCCGCCCUUUUUGUCGAGCCGCACUAA